ACGCAGAUCGAGUCGCCUCUCGCCCUGUGGAAGUUUGCAUGCGUGGCCCCGCGCGACGCCGCACCCCUUCGUCGGGACUCUCCUCGCCGCAGUCUGUGAGACCUCGCGUCCCCGAGCCCCACGCCUGAGGGCGCCAUGAGCGCGCUGGCCUUGCGAGACCUCCGCACCCGCGACCGCUUCUGGAAACCCGAACCGGCGCUCCUGCCCCCGGGGUGACGCGGCCCAGACACAUGGCCCCAAGUCCAAGACCCCAGCAUGCCCUGCUCUGGAGGGAUGCGCACUCCUUCUACCUCCUGUCUCCACUGAUGGGCUUCCUCAGCCGGGCUUGGAGCCGCCUGAGGGGCCCGGAAGCGCCAGAGCCCUGGCUGGCGGAAACAGCAACGGGAGCAGAUCAGAUAGAAGCUAAGGCUCUGCUGUCGCCUCCCCUUGUUCCUGAGAGCCACCUCCCUCAGGGGGAGGCUGAAGAAAGCGGGGCUCCUGAAGAGGGGGAAGCAGCCCAGGGGCCCUGCCUGGAUGUGCAAGCCAACAGCUUCCCUCCCGAAACUUGGGGACUUUCGAAUGAUGAGUACCGAGAGAAGCCAGGACGGGGUGGCCCUACAGAGCAGGGCAGCGCACACACGGCUGGCCUGCCCGUACCGCUGUCCCCGCGUCUGCAGAGAGCUGAUAAGAGCCUUGGAGAGGUGGUGGCUGGAGAGCAGGGAGUGACUCAGCUGGCUUAUCCCAAGCCACACUGGGAGGGUUGUUGUCCAUCGCGGGAGGAAGAGCGUGGGGAGACUGUGAAGAAGGCUUCCCGAGCCUCUGCAGGACACAAGUCCGUCACGUACCGAGCCACGGACGAAGAAGGAAUAGAAAAUAAAGCUGACCCCCCCAGCUCUCCUCCAGGCUCCCGCUCCACAGCUGGUGAGCACUGCUCUAAGCAGGAGGGAGAAGCUGACCCAGAGCCACACAGGGCGGGGCGGGGUCAACCCUGUCAGAGGGCAGAAGCUGGGGAAGAGGGUAAGGCCCUGUCUCCCCCUACCUCUCCUGAAAAUGCCUUCCUGAAGGCCUGGGUGUGUCGACCUGGAGAGGACGCCGAGGAUGACAAUGGUGAUGAUGACAGUGACUGGGGAUCAGCUGGGGAAGAGGGUAAGGCCUUGUCUCCCCCUACCUCUCCUGAAAAUGCCUUCCUGAAGGCCUGGGUGUGUCGACCUGGAGAGGACGCCGAGGAUGACAAUGGUGAUGAUGACAGUGACUGGGGAUCAGCUGGGGAAGAGGGUAAGGCCUUGUCUCCCCCUACCUCUCCUGAAAAUGCCUUCCUGAAGGCCUGGGUGUGUCGACCUGGAGAGGACGCCGAGGAUGACAAUGGUGAUGAUGACAGUGACUGGGGAUCAGCUGGGGAAGAGGGUAAGGCCUUGUCUCCCCCUACCUCUCCUGAAAAUGCCUUCCUGAAGGCCUGGGUGUGUCGACCUGGAGAGGACGCCGAGGAUGACAAUGGUGAUGAUGACAGUGACUGGGGAUCAGCUGGGGAAGAGGGUAAGGCCUUGUCUCCCCCUACCUCUCCUGAAAAUGCCUUCCUGAAGGCCUGGGUGUGUCGACCUGGAGAGGACGCCGAGGAUGAUGACGAUGAUGACAGUGACUGGGGAUCAGCUGGGGAAGGCAGUCUAGCUCAGACCUGUGCCACCCCCCAUACAAGUGCGUUUCUCAAGGCCUGGGUCUAUUGCCCCGGAGAGGACUCAGAAGACACCGACUGGGAGGAUGAGGCCCCAGAAGAUUCAGAAGCAGCUGACCGAGGCAAGAGUCAGGCCCAGGGCUGUCUGCCUGGAGAGCAGACAGAGGCACUUGUGGAAGCAGAGCCCUCUCUCUUCCAAGUGGCCUUCUAUUUACCUGGAGAGAAGCCAGCGUCACCUUGGACCGCCCCUAAGCUGCCCCUUCGGCUGCAAAGGCGGCUUGAAUUGUUGAGAGCUCCCACCCAGGAUCAGGACCCUGACACUCCUCCACGGGCCAGAAAGGUGCGCUUCUCCGAGAAAGUCGCAGUCCAUUUCCUUGCUGUCUGGGCAGGACCAGCCCAGGCUGCCCGACGUGGUCCCUGGGAGCAGCUGGCACGAGAUAGGAGCCGCUUUGCCCGCCGAAUUGCCCAGGCAGAGGAGAAACUGGGUCCCUGCCUCACCCCUGCCUUCAGAGCCAGGGCGUGGGCGCGCCGUGGAAACCCACCCCUUCCUCAAGCCUUCCCAGCUGCCCUUCCACAGCAUGGGCCUUCUUCCUCCUCUGAGGCCACGCCCUCGAGCCCAUCUGUGACCAGUGAAGCCCCUCCUUCCAGCCUGGACAUCGGUGGGAGGCGUGGCUAAGCCCAAGUAGUUUCCUGUUAUUUAUUUUUAAUAAGAAAUAAAGCCUUUUGAUUUAUAGUGA
Molecule: messenger RNA, 2385 nt
Organism: Mesocricetus auratus (golden hamster)
Lineage: Eukaryota; Metazoa; Chordata; Mammalia; Rodentia; Cricetidae
Gene: Ppp1r15a
Product: protein phosphatase 1 regulatory subunit 15A
Exons: 3
Coding region: 231-2324 (697 amino acids)
Biological process (GO): response to endoplasmic reticulum stress
Cellular component (GO): endoplasmic reticulum; protein phosphatase type 1 complex
Molecular function (GO): protein phosphatase regulator activity
Source: RefSeq, a predicted model, not a curated record